Molecule: messenger RNA, 1042 nt
Organism: Spathaspora passalidarum NRRL Y-27907
Lineage: Eukaryota; Fungi; Ascomycota; Pichiomycetes; Serinales; Debaryomycetaceae
Product: S-adenosylmethionine-dependent methyltransferase
Exons: 1
Coding region: 35-895 (286 amino acids)
Source: RefSeq, a predicted model, not a curated record
GGGCUGAAACCAGAGAGAUGAAUCGAAGGUAUCGAUGAGUAUAAAUAAUAUAGUUCUGCAGUUUGAUGAAAUUGACCGAAAUGAUAUAGACGAUCAUAUCUUUGAACUUUAUUCGGAGGGAGCUCCUCCAUCAAAUUUGGGAUAUGUUGAUCGGAGUUCCAACACUAUCGAGAUCUCAUUACCUCAAACAGGUAUUGAUUUGAAAAUCAAACAGUCAUUAACAGAAUUAUCUUCUACGAAAAAGACAAGUUCAACUACCGGGUUCUUGUGUUGGUGGUCUUCAGUUUUUUUAGUUGACUGGUUACUGACUAGCAAUGUGACUAAGUUGUUGCUGAAACUGAGUACUGUUAUCGAGUUGGGUGCGGGAGUAGGUGGGAUUUGUGCAUCUGUGUUAGCAGGAAAAGUUAAAAGAUAUACCGCCACUGACCAGAAACAUAUAUUGAAGUUGCUUAAGGAGAAUAUAGAAUCGAAUAUAACGACACCAUACGUUAGCUCUACGUUGACUAACGGCAGCUCUUCCAAACUGAAGAAAGAUAAAAAAGAUACUCUACCUAUAGUUGAUGUGCUUGAGUUUGACUGGGAAGAGUUAGAGCAGGGAAUGCACAAUUAUCAUGAGCUCACAUCUAAUAGUGGGCCUCCGGAUAUCAUUCUCGCGUGUGAUACAAUCUAUAAUGAGUAUCUCAUCCCGCAUUUCGUCAAUACUAUGAAGAUGUUGUUAGGAGCUGAGUCCAUUGCUAUUGUCGCUUUGCAAUUACGAGAUUCAAUCACUAUAGAGAGCUUUAUACGUUAUGUUAUAAUAGAUGCCGGUUUGCGAAUGUCUACAGUUUCAUCGCAUAUGUUAAGUGGACAAUUGAGAUCUGGUUAUGGAGUUUAUAUAAUCACCUUGAAGGAUUAACCCAUAUUCUUUGAACUGCAAUGCAAACCUGUAACCAUUACCAAUCACAUUCGUUCGUAUGAUACAACUACUGACCUGAUGCGGUCUUUUUAUGAUAGAAUAUAGAUAUAGGCUUCAUGUAACAUCAAUGUCAAUUAAAUGUCAUGG